AGUUAGAGUCGGUAGAGUGAGCUUUCGCUGUGGGCUGCUUUGCUCGGACUGGCUCGGUUUCUCGGCUGCUUGUGGUGCCGGUUCCCUUCAGGCAGUGACAGACAGCCGGCGAAAGUGAGGCGCACACUGGACGCAGGGAGCAACCCGAGAGCGCAGCGGCGGAAUAUGACGGUUCCGAGCGGCCCUGCUGUAGCCGCCGCUCUUCGCAGCUACUUCCUCAGACUCUGCGCUUCUUGUUAGCGGGCCUCCCUCCUUCCCUGUCCCUUUCCUCUCCCUCUUCCCUCCCCACCUCCUCCUUAACCCCCCCUCCCCCGUCCCGUCCACCGCCGCGCCGCUGCCGCCACACUGCCGCCAAAUGACACCCACCCCGCAGCAGAUCAAGGACCAGCUGCUCCAGGCCAUAGACAAGGAUGCCAAUAUCCGUAACAUGGUGGCAGUGCUGGAGGUGAUCUCCAGUUUGGAGAAGUAUCCCAUUACCAAAGAGGCUCUUGAGGAAACAAGGCUGGGGAAGCUCAUCAAUGAUGUACGGAAGAAAACCAAGAAUGAGGAGCUUGCGAAACGUGCUAAGAAACUGCUGCGGAGUUGGCAAAAAUUGUUGGUCGAGCCAGUCGGUCAAAAUGAAUCUGUACCCAGGACACUGCCCACCUCCCCUGGCUCAGCCAAUGGUGGAGCUCAUGCCUACAAGCAUGAUUUGCCGUCUCUGGCCACCAACACUGGAGCAGGGACAGCCAAGCCAGUCCCAGAUCUGAAAAGCAAGAAUGAUGUACAUAAUUCCUAUUCUCUGCUUGCUGACAAGCAGGGCAGUCGGAAGCGGAAAGCAGAGCACCAUGAUGGUACGAAGGGGCCACUGUCCAAAGUCCCAAAGGCCAAUAAUGAACAGCAGCAGAACUCUACACCACCACCUUCCAAUGGAAUCCGUGGCAGUCCUGAAAAUUUCCCAAGUCCUCCAGAAAUGGCAUCUGCAAACAUCCACACCAUCCCAGGCAAAAGCAGACCAGAGCACCAGACACCAUAUGAAAAUGACAAACACAGCAAGAUACCAGUAAAUGCUGUGAAACCUCAUACCAGUUCUCCAGGACUUGUAAGGAACCCAAGCACUUCCUCAUUGCUAAAGACUGCUAUUCUUCAGCAACAUGGAAAAACAGAUGACACUGGGGUGCGUUAUCGACCCAGUAGCCCCCGCUGUCAGUCAUUUAGCCCAAGGACUCUUAAACAUGAGAUGUUAUGGAAACCCUCCACAACAUAUGCACCCAAGGGCUCUGUAUCUAGCCCAUCCCAGAGCUUUACAGGAAUGUCUACUCAAGCAGGUUCUGAUUCAGAUAGGGCAACAUCUCACUUAUCCAAGAACAAUGUUCAGGUGCCAUCUCCCGUGCCUGUACUGCAGCAAGCCACAACACCACCUCUGCCAACCCAGGCAAAAGGCUUGCACCCGCCAGAGACCGAAAGUUCAUUGGAUCGGCUGGGACACACACCUAGUUUAGACACUCUUGGUGAAAACCAACUGCAGCACCAUUCUGCACCAACACUACAGCAACAGGACUCUCCAUACCCCUCUCACAGUCCCAAUUCAUCAGCUUCACAUCGUGGAGAAUCCUUGCACAGUCAUGAGUUGGAUGCAGCAAUGGGAGAGUUGUCCUCCAAUGAGUGUGCCUCUUUUGGUUAUGAUAGCAAAAAGUCAUCUAAGAAAAAAUACAGGUCUAGAGACUAUCAGGUGAACUUAGACGGACAAGUUAUCGAUGAAAGUGUGAAACCUGUACGAUUGAAAGAACGUAGAAUUACUUUUGACCCUGCUACUGGGCAGAUCAAACCUUUAACCCAUAAGGAUUCAUCUCAGGCUGAAAGCCCAGUUCUACCUGAGCCUCAUCGAACCACUGAAAUUGUACAGGAGCAGAGGGUAAACUUGCAAAGUACUUUAGAUCAAACAAACUGGAAGGAGUUAUCCAAAAAUGAAAUUAUUCAGUCAUACUUAUCGAGACAAAGCUGCCUUCUUUCAUCCUCAGGAGUGCAGCCACCAGGAGGUCACAUUGUUGAGUUUCUACAGCAUGAAAGCCACAGGUAUAGCACUAGCACAGAGGCCCGUGAGGUCCACAUAUUAGUACCUACAGACUCUCCCUCAGAACUUCCUGGGGUCACUAGGGAAAUCAGAGACUUGGAUGUUCACCGAAUACACCAACAACAUUGGUCAGGUGUGAACGGUUGCAUUGACAACCAUGGCAAAUGGUAUGAUUGGACGCAGGGCAUAUCAUUGGACCCUCAUGGUGAUCAGGGACAAUUGCACAUACUGCCGUACGUCUGUCUAGACUGAGCGAUAAUGCCCUUUUGGCAUGCUUUGAGGUUUAAAGUCAGCUGGUGGCAAACAAGUGGCUCCCACUUACUGGAAAUGAGCAAAGGCCUCUGGGAUGCAGGUUAAAGUUUUGAAGGAUCUGUUUCUCAGUCUAUCUGUGUAGGUCCCCCACCCCUAACUCCCUCUCUUCUGCAGUUAGCUGCUAUCAGUGUUUUAAUCAAAAUUGCGAAGGAGGGAAAGGAGCACAAGAGAAGAGAAGGUUGUGAAGGAAAAAAUGAGAGGUGGUUGGUUCUGUUACAUGAGCAACUCACCACACAGAUUAAGGCAGGUCAUAACCAGGGGUCGACAAGCCCGGUGCGGAGUGGUUUGUCGGUAGGAGAAAAUAGAGGUUUAUUUAAGGUUCCAGCACUUUACAGUGGGCUGGAUACGGUCUUGGGGCACGUAGAGGAGCUUUAUGUGGCAUCAAAACUAAAUGAAUAAUGUUACUUUAAAAAGUAUGGAUCUAUUUAUUUGAUUUGAUUUCUUUUUUUAAAAACACCUUUAAUUUGGCAGUGAGAUAUGUGAGACAAAUGUGCAAAAACUGUAGAUCUCUCUCUUAUUUACAUCACACAUCUCUUUUCUUCAGGAUAUAUUUUUAAAGUGAAAAAUCAUGACAGGCUGUGAACAUUUGCACAGUACAGCGUCAUACCGAACAUUCCAUAGGUCUUCACGUGCUGGGAGUUGCUGUCGUCUUCUGUUUAGACAGGAGAUAAAAUCCUUGGGUCUUCAUAAUCUAGGUUUAAAAACGUUUAAAGAAGAACUAUUUUAGAAAGUCAAAGAUUUGGGUUGUGCUUUUUUAUUCUCCCGCCACCAGUCAAAAUUCGAAAGUUAACUAUAAUUUUGUUCUCUGCUUUGCUCUCUCGCUUGAUCUCCACAUUCGUUCUCACUUGUCCAAAUCCCAAAGUGGAAAAAAAGAGGGUGCUACUGGUUUGCAACUUUGUACUGUGAGAAGUUGAUUUAAAAAAAAAUUCAAAAAAAAUUUCAAAAGGAAUCUGUUUGUAUGCUGGAGAUAUACUUGUUACCAUUCCUUUAGAUAUUGUUUGCCUUAUGGAAUCCAUCAUACCACAACCGCAAAAACAAGAAGCCUUAGUGAAUGUACAGAAAUUAGACUUCUGUGUUCCUCUCAAUGCAGAAGGAAUGACUUUGCUAUUUGGUCCUUUUAAGUGGACACGUUGUGAUAUAAAUGUGGAAACAAUAAAAAAAAAAUUUGCACAAAAAA
Molecule: messenger RNA, 3542 nt
Organism: Carcharodon carcharias (great white shark)
Lineage: Eukaryota; Metazoa; Chordata; Chondrichthyes; Lamniformes; Lamnidae
Gene: crsp7
Product: cofactor required for Sp1 transcriptional activation, subunit 7
Exons: 3
Coding region: 356-2305 (649 amino acids)
Biological process (GO): positive regulation of gene expression; regulation of transcription by RNA polymerase II
Cellular component (GO): core mediator complex; nucleus; mediator complex
Molecular function (GO): transcription coregulator activity
Source: RefSeq, a predicted model, not a curated record